CUCAAGCAGUAUUACAACCAUCAAUCAGUAUUAUUCGAAGAGCGCUGGAAGAAGUGAAUAAUAAUACUAACAGAUAUGAAGAACUUUCUCAAAGGACACUCAUCACUAUAACCAGUCUCUUGUCAUCUGCAUCAUCGAUUCAAAGGCAAAUCAGUCUACAAUCAGGUGAUCGAGACAUGCGGCUUCAAACGUAUGUUCGAUGUGAAAUUCAACAUUAUACGAAAAUCAAUCAGCCAGCGAAGUAUAGACGCGUUAUAGAAGCUAUCGAAAGUAUGACAAGCAAAUAUGGAAUACUACAUAGAAAAUACACCACAAAUGUUAACCAGUAUAAAGAUUUACUACGUCAACAUGAAAAUGAAAUAAGGAAUACUGAAAGGAACGUGAGUAGUGCUGUUACACAACCAUCUACAGAACAACAAGGUGAUUCCACUGUCAUUUCAAGCCGAAGGAGACCUGGAGCUCGACGCAAUCGCUCAUGUGUCUACAGUGUAAUUUCAAGCCAAAGACCAGAAACUCCAACUCGUCGUUCAUGUGUCUUCACUGUAAUUUCAAGCCAACAGGGUUCAGAUUUCCAGACCACAUAUCGAAGCAGUCAGUGCAGACAUUCUCUACCGACUCAAUAUGAACAAGAUAUUCAAAGAUCAAAUGAUCUGUUGUUUGAAGCCUCCAAAGAACUCGCAACACAUGGAGCAACUACCAGUGAGUGUUAUACAGUUUCCAAUACUUGGUUGUUAACUGCAGAGCAAACAUUUUCUAAAAGUUUACAGUAA
This is a messenger RNA of Trichobilharzia regenti, 770 nucleotides long. Lineage: Eukaryota; Metazoa; Platyhelminthes; Trematoda; Strigeidida; Schistosomatidae. The record is from the annotation of a GenBank genome assembly.